AUGACGAUCUUCAAGUCUUUACAGCCACCGAUUGAGAUGCCAUGGCAUCUGCCGGUAUGGACGUGGCUCUUCGAUUCAGAAUAUAGUCCUCUCCGAAACGUCCAACCGGGCGAGAUCAAGGGUUUCACAAACGCCAUCACGAAGGAGCACCUGAGUUACGCUGACCUCAAGACGCACUCGACACACUUGUCCACUGCGUUGGUGAAGAAGUAUGGCCUGAAACAAGGACAGACCGUGGCUCUCUUCUCACCCAACACGGUCUGGUAUCCAUGCGCCAUGUUCGGCACACUGCGAUCGGGGGGUGUCGUGUCGGGCGCCAGUCCGGCGUACAACGUCGAGGAAAUGAGCUACGCUCUGAAGACGGCCGAGGCAAAGUUCCUCUUCACCGUGCCGGGGAGCAUGUCUGUGGCCUCUGCGGCCGCGAACAACGCCGGGAUCCCGCAGGAGCAUGUGUUCUUGCUCGAGGGCACAAUGGCCGGAUUCACCAACAUGUCGGAGUUGCUCGAGAUCGGAAAGUCUUACGGAAUCUCGGGUCAGGUCGAACAGUUCAGACUGCCUCCCGGGAAGAAGAACAAGGACGUGUGCGGUUAUCUCAGCUUCUCCAGCGGCACGACCGGUCUGCCCAAGGCCGUCAUGAUCGCCCACAGCAACGUGAUAGCGCAGUGCCUGCAGAUCCGACAGAUCACGCCAUCGACGCUGCGGAAGAUCCUGGCCGUGCUGCCCUUGUUCCACAUCACGGGGCUUGUCCACCAGUUGAGUCUGCCCGUGCUGUUGAACGCGAACGUGUACAUGUUGCCCAGUUUCACCAUGGACAGCAUGCUCGCGACGGUGCAGGAGUACAAGCUGGAAGAGAUGUUGCUCGUACCUCCGAUCUUGAUCAGGAUGGUCCGCGACGAGCAGACCCUCUCCAAGUACGAUCUCAGCAGCCUCAAGCGAUUCUCUUCGGGCGCCGCGCCCCUUUCGGCCGAGAUUCUGGAUCUGUUGAAGCAGAAAUUCCCCGGGACCGGGUUCAAGCAAGGGUACGGAAUGACGGAGAGUUGUAGCUGCAUCACGGCGCACCCACCGGACAAGUACGACUACAAGUACGCGUUCCGCGUGGGGACGAUCGUGGCGAGCACAGAGGUCAAGAUCGUCGAUCCGGAAACGGGCAAAGAGUGCGGGUUGAACGAGCCCGGGGAGAUAUGGGCCAGAGGACCGCAGGUCGUCAUGGGAUAUUUGAACAACAAGCGAGCCACGGAGGACACUUUCGACAAGGACGGGUUCCUACACACGGGGGACAUUGGGAGCAUCGACGAGGAAGGACUGAUCACCAUCACGGACAGGCUGAAGGAGAUGAUCAAGGUUAAAGGUAUCGGAGUGGCCCCCGCCGAGUUGGAAGAUUUGCUCCUGGGACACCCCGACGUCGAGGACGUGGCCGUUCUGGGAAUUUCCGACGACUAUUCCGGCGAGAGGCCCAAGGCGUACGUCGUGUUGAAGGCGUCGUCGUCACAGCGCGGUGAUGCCAAGACCAUCGGCAGAGGUCUGAUCAAGUACGUCCGGGAGAAAAAGGUGCGGCACAAGUGGAUCACCGAGGUCGAAGUGGUCGAUGAGAUCCCCAAGUCGCCCAGUGGGAAGAUCCUGCGGAGGGUGCUGAGGGAUAUGGGCAAGGCCGGUAAGAAGGGUGUCGUGAUCAAGGAUGAAAAGGCACGGGCGAAGCUUUGAUCAACGACCUCUGCUUGUGUUCAGGCGUUCAGAAUUGAGGAAAGCGGCUGCGGUUGGUCACUUGUCGAAGCUAUUGGUCACGAUACAGGUCGUAUCUAGAGUCCGUACACACUCGGG
This is a messenger RNA of Exophiala oligosperma, 1818 nucleotides long. RefSeq lists its product as uncharacterized. NCBI's taxonomy places the organism in Eukaryota, Fungi, Ascomycota, Eurotiomycetes, Chaetothyriales, Herpotrichiellaceae. Gene Ontology annotation, molecular function: CoA-ligase activity. The coding region runs from base 1 to 1701 and encodes 566 amino acids. The transcript has 3 exons. The record is from RefSeq and is a predicted model, not a curated record.